AUGGCGGACGAUAUGGCUGGUCGCUACCAGAUGCUGGAGGAGCUGGGGAGCGGUAGUUUUGGAACCGUCUACAAGGCGAUCGACCGCGCGACUGGAGAGAUCGUGGCUAUCAAGCAUAUUGACUUGGAAUCGAGCGAAGAUGAUAUCCAGGAGAUUCAGCAGGAAAUCUCGGUGCUGGCGACGUGCGCCAGUCCCUACGUGACGCAGUACAAGGCCAGUUUCCUGCGAGGGCACAAGCUGUGGAUUGUGAUGGAAUACCUGGGGGGAGGUUCUUGUCUGGAUCUGCUCAAGCCAGGAGUCUUCAAUGAGGCGCACGUCGCCAUCAUUUGCCAGCAGCUGCUCCAGGGCCUCGACUACCUGCACAGCGAAGGGAAGAUCCACCGCGACAUCAAGGCCGCCAACGUGCUGCUGUCGCAUCUGGGAAAAGUCAAGCUGGCGGACUUUGGCGUCGCCGCCCAGCUCACAAACAUCAAGUCCCAGCGGAACACCUUUGUCGGCACGCCAUUCUGGAUGGCCCCCGAAGUCAUCCAGCAGGCUGGCUACGACUUCAAGGCCGACAUCUGGUCCCUCGGCAUCACCGCCAUCGAGAUGAUCAACGGCGAGCCCCCGCACGCCAGUACCCAUCCCAUGAAGGUCCUCUUCCUCAUCCCCAAGAACCCCGCCCCGCGUCUCGAGGGCGACGAGUACAGCCAGACCUUCCGCGACUUUAUCUCGCAGUGCCUCAUCAAAGACCCCGACCGUCGCCCCUCGGCCAAGGAGCUCUUGCGCCACAAGUUCAUUCGUAACGCCGGCAAGACUGAGGCCCUACAGGAGCUAAUCCAGCGCAAACAGGACUGGGAUGGGGGUCGGGGCAUGACGGAGAAUGUCAAAUACUACGCCGAGUCAUUAAACACCAUCACCAAACUCGACGACGACGACGGAUGGGUCUUCGACACCGUCAAGGCCCCCCCCAUGCACAUUGCCGCCGACCCGGAGGACCGGGAGAACGAGCUAGACGAUUUCGACUACAUGGACGAGCCGACCGAGCUGAUGGAAAACAUGCACGUUUCUCACCUGUCCUCGACCCCGAAACACGUUCAGAACCCGACCGUCCGCCGCAACCCCCCGGUGGCCGUCGAACGGAGCCCCUCGGUGAAACGAGGCAACAAUAUCAACAACAACCACAACAAGAAGCGCCGGUCAAGCGGCGUGAAGCAGCCGUUAGGGCUGAACCUCAGCUUUGGCAACAGCCCGUCCACCGUCCGCCAGUUCCGGCGUGUGUCUGAUAAAGAGGCCUCCCCGUCGUAUGCCCCGCGGUACCCGCCGGGGAUCGACGAGAAUGUGAGCCAGAAGAGCAUGCACCCGUCCGAGUCGAACAGCAAAGAGGCGCAGCUCGGCCGGCGCGCCUAUAGCAAGGCUGUCGGGCUGGCCUGUCAGGAGGUGCUGGGCACCACGGGUGACCAGGAGAAGCGCGAGGCCAUCUCGCGGCUGGCGGAGGCCUGGAGCGACCUGGAAAUGGUUGACCCGGAGGGCCUCUACCAUAUUGUCCGCACGAUGACGGAGAAGCUUCAUGGGGACUCGAGACUCGCCGGGCUCGUCUCACCACCUCCUCCACCAGAAUCCCCCCAGAAGCCGAAGCUGGUACUGGCACAAAACAACCCACAUCUCAAAAGCCACCGUCGCCGGCAGUCGGCUGCGCAAGCCACCGAGGCCAGCUGGCACAGCGCCAACGCCCAGCUGGCCAACCUGCCCGGCCAGCAGGUGAUGGGAAUGGAACACACAAAGCAGUUGGCCGAUGUACUGUAUGACCGCUGGUCCGAGGGACUGCGUAACCGUUGGCCGGGUCUUUAA
Molecule: messenger RNA, 1830 nt
Organism: Penicilliopsis zonata CBS 506.65
Lineage: Eukaryota; Fungi; Ascomycota; Eurotiomycetes; Eurotiales; Aspergillaceae
Exons: 6
Coding region: 1-1830 (609 amino acids)
Biological process (GO): protein phosphorylation
Molecular function (GO): protein kinase activity; ATP binding
Source: RefSeq, a predicted model, not a curated record